AUGUAUGUAGUGCCUCCGCCUGAAUCCGGUUCGGGAUCCGACCGUGAUUUAAGGGUUUACCAAACUUGGAAAGGCAGCAAUAUAUUCUUUCUUCAGGGGAGAUUUGUAUUCGGGCCAGACGUAAGAUCACUGGCCCUGACAAUAUGUCUCAUUGCUGUUCCCGUUACUAUUUUCUGCAUCUUUGUCGCGAGGAAGCUAAUGGAUGACUUCUCUGAUAGCUGGGGACUAUCUAUAGUAGCUGUUGCCGUCGUCUUCACCAUUUAUGAUUUAAUUCUUCUGCUGGUUACAUCCGGAAAAGAUCCAGGAAUCAUCCCGAGAAACGCUCAUCCUCCAGAGCCUGAAGCACUCGAUGGCAACAUGGAUGCAGGAGCUGGCCAGACUCCUCAGCUGCGGCUGCCUCGCAUUAAGGAAGUAGAGGUUAAUGGAAUCACAUUUAAGGUCAAGUACUGUGACACUUGCAUGCUCUAUAGACCGCCUCGCUGUUCCCAUUGCUCGAUUUGUAACAACUGCGUUGGAAAGUUUGACCAUCACUGCCCUUGGGUAGGCCAAUGUAUCGGUCUGAGGAACUACAGAUUCUUCUUCAUGUUUGUCUUCUCCACGACCCUUCUCUGUAUAUAUGUUCAUGCCUUCUGCUGGGUGUAUAUAAGGAAGAUCACUGACUCAGAGCAUACAACUAUUUGGAAGGCAAUGCUCAAAACUCCUGCCUCCAUUGUAUUGAUAAUCUACACAUUCAUAUCGAUGUGGUUUGUUGGUGGCUUAACAGCUUUCCAUCUGUAUCUCAUCAGCACAAACCAGACUACAUAUGAGAAUUUCAGAUACAGAUAUGAUAGGCGAAGCAACCCACACAACAAGGGAGUGGUUAACAACUUCAAAGAAACGUUUUGUUCUGCAAUACCUCCUUCAAAGAAUGACUUUAGAGCCUUGGUCCAUCGUGAACCUCCAUUGCCUCCUAGAUCUGUAGCAGGUGGGUUUAUGAGUCCAAACAUGGGUAAAGCCAACGAUGAUAUUGAGAUGGGAAGGAAAGCUGUUUGGGCAGACAUGGGUCCUGCAAUGUCAGAGCAUGGUACUAACAAUGAACGGUUGCAUGUUAAGGAUGGUGAGUUAGGCGAGCUAUCUCCUGAAGUUAGGACAACAGUUGAUGAACAGAGCGAUAGGCCUGGUGUGCAUCCGAGGCGCUCGAGCUGGGGAAGGAAAAGCGGGAGCUGGGAUAUGUCGCCAGAAGUUAUGGCCUUAGCAGGCAGAGUAGGAGGAGAACAAAACCAGAACCGUGGAGGAAGCAGCAGUGGAAGUGGUCUAGUGACUGAGAACCGGCAUUCAUAGUCAGAUACACGGUUUAGCAAGGAAGGAAGACAGAACAGAGUCCCCAAGUUGGGUAUGUUGAAUACAGGUUUAGUGGGAAUCUGAAUGGUGUUUUUUUCUUUCUCAAAUGCAUUUUUUUCAUUUGGAUUAUUCAGCUUAAAAUCAGUUUAUUCAAAGCUUAUGGAGGAAAAGAAGCUCCUAAUGUGGAAAGUGUUUGUGUUGGCUUUGUUGUGGUAAGCAAAAAAGGUUGGAUUGGUGUGUUGUUUUACUUGUUUGUAUGAGUGAGCUUCUUCUGUAUUUUUAGACUCUGUUUUUUUCUUA
Brassica oleracea var. oleracea is the source of this 1620-nucleotide messenger RNA. Its product is annotated as probable protein S-acyltransferase 7. Lineage: Eukaryota; Viridiplantae; Streptophyta; Magnoliopsida; Brassicales; Brassicaceae. The coding region runs from base 1 to 1320 and encodes 439 amino acids. The transcript is spliced from 5 exons. Gene Ontology annotation, molecular function: protein-cysteine S-palmitoyltransferase activity. The record is from RefSeq and is a predicted model, not a curated record. Gene Ontology annotation, cellular component: endoplasmic reticulum; Golgi apparatus. Gene Ontology annotation, biological process: peptidyl-L-cysteine S-palmitoylation; protein targeting to membrane.